This is a messenger RNA of Sitophilus oryzae (rice weevil), 921 nucleotides long. Its product is annotated as glucose dehydrogenase [FAD, quinone]-like. The transcript has 4 exons. Gene Ontology annotation, molecular function: oxidoreductase activity, acting on CH-OH group of donors; flavin adenine dinucleotide binding. NCBI's taxonomy places the organism in Eukaryota, Metazoa, Arthropoda, Insecta, Coleoptera, Curculionidae. The annotation marks the transcript as partial. The record is from RefSeq and is a predicted model, not a curated record.
AUAGGUAAUAUAUAUUUUUUGUUAAAGGUUACAGCAAGAAUAAACAGCCCGUACGCUAACCCCAGUGGAACAGACCCUGACUUGCAAAUAUUCUUCGCGGGCUACACAGCCCAUUGCGCUUCUUCUGGAUCGGUUGGCGAUCCGGAAGAUCCAGAGGAUCCAGAUGCCAAAAAGGAGUUUACAUUUUCACCAGUUGUUCUACAUCCAAAGAGUAAAGGAUAUGUUGCACUUCACUCAAAUAAUCCAUUCGAUCCUCCCAAAAUGGUUGCCAACUACUUGACAGAACCCGAAGAUGUCAGAGUGCUGAUUGCUGGCAUAAGGGUAAUUCAGCAAAUAGCAAACAGUACCAUUAUGGUACAGAAGUACGGGAUGCAAAUAGAUGAGACAGAAUAUGGAGACUGCGCAGUCAAAAAUAGAUACGACUCUGAUGAAUUUUGGGACUGCGCUGUGAAAUACUACACAGGGCCAGAGAACCACCAAGCUUGUUCGUGUCGUAUGGGUCCUAAAUCUGAUCCAAUGGCUGUGGUCGAUAACAAAUUAUUAGUCCAUGGUAUGACGAAUUUGCGGAUUAUGGAUGCAUCAGCUAUGCCGUUGCUGGUAUCUGGAAACACCCACGCUACCAUCGUCAUGAUGGCAGAAAGAGGAGUUGAUUUUAUUAAAGAGAAAUGGUUGAAUGGAGGUGGGAUCGCUAAUAGGUUUGGUGGAGAGAGUCAAGCGAGUAAUCAAAGGGUACCUGCAGUUACAUCACCUCCAGUAAGGCAAAAUAACUUUUAUAACCACAACAAGCAGAUGGGUUUGCCAAGCAAUUUCAACCACAACGAGAUGUUCCACAAGCAACAUCCCAACCUGCCCAAUCCAUACUUAGGUUACAACGGUAAAUACGUCCCGAUGUACAACUACUAUCAGGGCUACAACUCCAAG